Molecule: messenger RNA, 2024 nt
Organism: Triplophysa rosa
Lineage: Eukaryota; Metazoa; Chordata; Actinopteri; Cypriniformes; Nemacheilidae
Gene: meis2a
Product: Meis homeobox 2a
Exons: 13
Coding region: 543-1733 (396 amino acids)
Biological process (GO): animal organ morphogenesis; embryonic pattern specification; positive regulation of transcription by RNA polymerase II
Molecular function (GO): DNA-binding transcription activator activity, RNA polymerase II-specific; RNA polymerase II cis-regulatory region sequence-specific DNA binding
Source: RefSeq, a predicted model, not a curated record
GGCCGAGCUGCCAACACUCCCUGACACUCACUCAUCACACACCGCCGCUGCCACCGCGCCGCGUUUUCAAAACUCUUCUUCGGCGCUUUUCUGCACUUUUUCUCGGCUGUAAUAAAACAAGAAAGCGGACCGGAGGCAUAAAGGAGGCAGGCAGUCGCUGGAUGAAAACGGGGCAAAAAAGAUUCAUCCUCUCUUGAACAUCAUCACCGACCAUCAUUCAUUCAUUACCUUGACAACCCCUGGCUUUGAUUGACAGUUGGAGUGGCAAAAAGCCAUGAGAUACGACAGUUUAGUUACAUGCAGGUUGUUGAUGGGCCGGCUGUAACCUUCGCUUGGGCGCUUGACUUUUUUCCGGGCAAAGUGGAAAAGAAGAAUAAUUGCUGAAAAACUCCCGAUGCCCGCUCUCGUUUUCAAGCAUACUGGAGAAUAGGAGAUUUCGGCAAGUUGCUCGGAAAAGGAAUCUUGGCGGUGCAUGAGUUUGUGAGCGUACUGGGAAAUUAAAUCGACGACACAGAUCCAGAGGUUUAUUGGAGCGCAGGCUGAUGGCGCAAAGGUACGAUGAGCUGGCUCAUUACGGCGGCAUGGACGGAGUCGGUAUGUACGGGGAUCCUCACGCGCCUCGGCCGCUCCCGCAGGUCCAUCAUCUGAAUCACGGACCUCCGCUCCACGCCAGCCAGCAUUACGGCACACAUGCCCCCCAUCCCAAUGUCAUGCCCACCAGCAUGGGUUCAGCUGUCAACGACGUGUUAAAGAGGGAUAAAGAUCAAAUUUACGGUCAUCCUCUCUUUCCUCUGCUGGCUCUGGUCUUUGAGAAGUGUGAGCUGGCCACAUGUACUCCCCGUGAGCCCGGGGUGGCCGGUGGAGACGUGUGCUCCUCCGACUCCUUCAACGAGGACAUCGCGGUCUUCGCCAAACAGGUCCGUGCAGAAAAACCUUUAUUUUCGUCAAAUCCAGAGUUGGAUAAUUUGAUGAUACAAGCCAUACAAGUUUUACGGUUUCAUCUCUUGGAGUUAGAAAAGGUGCAUGAACUCUGCGAUAAUUUCUGCCAUCGGUACAUCAGCUGUUUGAAAGGAAAGAUGCCGAUAGAUUUAGUGAUUGAUGAACGGGACGGCAGCUCAAAAUCAGACCACGAGGAGCUCUCGGGAUCUUCAACUAAUUUAGCCGAUCAUAAUCCAGCGUCCUGGAGAGAUCACGAUGAUGCCACGUCCACACACUCUGCGGGCACGCCGGGACCCUCCAGCGGAGGACACGCGUCACAGAGCGGAGACAACAGCAGUGAACAAGAUGGUUUAGACAACAGCGUGGCCUCACCCGGCACGGGCGACGACGAUGAUCCAGACAAGGACAAAAAGAGGCAGAAAAAACGCGGCAUCUUCCCCAAGGUGGCCACCAACAUCAUGCGAGCGUGGCUCUUCCAGCAUCUCACACACCCGUAUCCUUCAGAGGAACAGAAGAAGCAGCUCGCUCAAGACACGGGACUCACCAUCUUACAAGUAAACAACUGGUUUAUUAAUGCCAGGAGAAGGAUAGUUCAGCCCAUGAUCGAUCAGUCAAACCGAGCAGGAUUUCUUCUUGAUCCUUCAGUGAGUCAGGGAGCAGCGUACAGUCCGGAGGGUCAGCCGAUGGGCAGCUUCGUGCUGGACGGACAGCAACACAUGGGCAUCCGGCCGGCAGGUCCUAUGAGUGGUAUGGGCAUGAAUAUGGGCAUGGACGGCCAGUGGCACUACAUGUAACACGUCUGUACAGGAAAGAGAAGGGGGAAGUGUGCGAGUCGUGCCGGAGGAGUUUGUACCUCAGCGUGGUCCUGUGGGCAUCACCGACAGCCCCUCGUGUAUCGCAUUCCCCACCCGACCCCCGAGGCCCACGCGGCCAUGCUCACGCACGAUGAACUCCCUGACGCAGAAGCCACCAGCACGACCGCCUCUGACCCCUCUGCCGCCACGCAACGGGAACCGACCAAUCACAUCGCGGAUGACACUGACAUUUGUCCCGAGAAAGGUUUUUUAAAAGAAAAGAAAAAAGAA